GUACAUUGAGUUCUUUUUUGACGAUCAAUGAGGAAUUGUCUAAUGUUGUUUAGUUUACUAAAAUAYCUGAUUUUCCAAAGAUGGAAAAACAAAGAAACUUUCUGACAUUAUCUCUUCUUUUGGUUGAUUCUAAGGCAGGAUUUACUGAGUCAGAAAACUAGACAUAGAGAUAUUUCUCGGAUUAAAAGUCUAUUGUCCGAGGCACACCUUCAUUGAUCGCAAGGUGUCUGUUAUCUAGCUUUCUAGGCAGAAACAAAUUCAACAGGAAAAACAGUACUUAACAAAACCAGAUCCCAAUGAAAAAUAGUACGCAAGGACCCAUACAACGAGAAAUCGCUUGUGCAAUAGUGUAAAUACCCAAACAUCUGCUCAAUGACGCAGUAGUUUUCCUUGGAAACGCGAUUUUACUAAUCAAUAAUGAAAACGAAUCUCGGUACUUUAAGCUGGACUCUAGAUAUCAUGACCACGAACCUUAGCAAAUCACAUCUGCUUCUUUAGGCGGUUACAUAUCGGUAGGUAAACCUCUCUCUGACUAUUACUCUGUUUUAACAAAUUACGCGUUUUGCGCAUUAUCUUCGUGCGAGCCUUAUUCAGUGUUGAAUACGUAAAAAAACGUUCUUCCGAUGGAUGACUGAAAAACGGUGUUAGGUUCGGCAUAUUUAGUUCGACGUAUAAUUCAAACAUCAAAUUGCAUUUGGUUCGAUACAAAUAUACUAUCUGGUUAGCACGGAGUCAAAGUGAAAGUUCUGUAAACUUUUAUUCAUAUCAUCACCAGAUAUAUCUCUAGUUAAUUUCGUUAAAUUUGUGCAUUCUUUAUUAAGAAAUCUACUUAUUAAAAAUACCAAAAACCGACGAUUCGAAAGUGAUGAAAUCUAUCUGAAAUUACCAAUAAAUUUCUUUGUUUGUUUUGCCAAAUAAUUUUUACAGUAUGAGAAAAUUACAACUAGAAAUAUUUUACAGAUUCAAAACCUAGUGUUUAAGGCACAGUGGCUACAGGAUGUCUCUGACACAGAUUUGUAAGCAGUAAAAAAACUGGCAGAAGAAACAAUCUAUUUAUAACAGAAAAUAACAMAACCACACCCGCCAAACUAAUCUGAGAUCAAUGAAAAUAAUAAUGAAUAAUUAGAUCCUGUUCUUCUCUAUCAAUACUUUUAAUUUUAGUCACAAAUAAACAAGACAAGCAGACGGUGCUACGGAGAUGAACAAAAACCCGUAGAAUGAUAAAACUAAAGUGUCUGUUUGCAAAUUAAUGUAAAUUUAAUCGAAAUAGAAUAAAAAACUAUACACAAAAUAACAGAAAAGAUGUAAAAAUCUUCUAAAUACUUAUCGUUGUUGAACAUUUUGUAAUAGCCAUAUAACCACAAAAGAACGUAAUUUUUUUGUUGAUGGGCUUUUAGUCUUAAAAAUUUAGGGUGUCUUUUGACGUAACAGACCGUAAAUCUAGCGUUGAGUCAACGGACAAGUAUUGCCACUAUUCAGGCAAUUCAAAACAAUUCUUAAAAACUUGCACAGUAAAUUAUUUAAAAGAGAUUUGUGCAGCUGAAAUGCAAAUUGAACGAAAAAAAUAGGAAAAAGCAGAGAAACUACCCCCACAAAAUGCUUUCAAUCAGUAAAGUUAUUGUUCAUCUUAUAUUGUUGAUGUUCACAGUUUGUGGUUUAAACCGAUCCUUACUCAGAUUCACACUGCAGGAGACUUGCUCUCUGGUUGUUUGUAUUAACUGAAGAAUGUGCAACGAAGCACAUUUUAACAUAGGCAACUAACGGCAGCGCCUGAUAGUAGUUGUGUAGUUCUACAUUGAGCUUAAAAGACUCAUUUUCUUCCUGAACACAAGAAAGAGUUGUCAUGAAGUUAUUUCUAAGAAAUGUGGCGAUAUUGUGGUGAUAAUGGGAAGUGUCUUUAACCAAAUAUCUGUAUAACUUAUAUAAAUUAAAAACAUAUGUAUAAAUAUUGGCGCAGAAAUAGUACUUGGAAGCGCGUUUUGAGUUGCUAAUGAAAACAAAUUSAUAUGACUUUUUAGGUUGAUCUAAUGUUGUUGAAUACAAACGGUGAUCAAAAGAAAAAGCCUUCGCCUCCAGACAAUUCCACGAGAAACUACCCGUGCUUCCUGACAUAUCGAAUUCAACAAAAACAAACAAACAAACAAAAGCAAGUCAUGUAACUACAGCAGGAACGUGGAGAGCUUUUCAACGAAAUGUGGUGAUGACGAGCACUGUGAUAUCGUUAGACAUAUAACAAAUUGCUACACAGCAGUUUUCCUUGGAUUCGUUUUGAGCGAUGAUUACAAACCCAGCUUAAGUUUGACCCAAGUGUUAAACGUAUGCUAGUGAUUGACUGUCCACUUUCAAGAUGAGAAUAGAAAAUGAUGAUCCACAUUUCCAAAUCUUAAAAGGAAACGAUCGAAAAUAGUAAUAAACUGAACAAAGGAGAUCAAUCAAAUAAUGUAUUGGUCAUUAAAAAAUUGGCAUGAUUUUUCAACAAACACCAGUGCUUUGAUAAAAGCUAUACUUGACGGCAAUAAUGAACUAUCACGUGAACUAAUUACUCAAGGUGUAAACACCAAUGUCGCAGAUUAUGAAGGACGAACACCUUUGAUGUGCGCUGCAUUCAAGGGCAAUAAAGAGAUUGCAGAAAUACUAAUUGAUGCAGGUUCUGAAGUCAAUCAAAGAAAUCAUAAUAAACAAACGGCCCUCUUAUAUUCAAUUGCAAAUAGCAACGAAGAAGUUGCACGACUGUUGAUUGAGAAAGGUGCUGAUGUCAAUGUAUCUGAUAAAUACGGACAAACUCCUAUAUUCGAGGCAGCUAAAAAUAGCAACGAAGAGGUUGCACGAAUGUUGAUUGAGAAAGGUGCUGAUGUCAAUGAAUCUGAUAAAUACGGACAAACUCCUAUAUUCGAGGCAGCUAAAAAUAGCAACGAAGAGGUUGCACGAAUGUUGAUUGAGAAAGGUGCUGAUGUCAAUGAAUCUGAUAAAUACGGACAAACUCCUAUAUUCGAGGCAGCUAAAAAUAGCAACGAAGAGGUUGCACGAAUGUUGAUUGAGAAAGGUGCUGAUGUCAAUGAAUCUGAUAAAUACGGACAAACUCCUAUAUUCGAGGCAGCUAAAAAUAGCAACGAAGAGGUUGCACGAAUGUUGAUUGAGAAAGGUGCUGAUGUCAAUGUAUCUCAUAAAUACGGACAAACUCCUAUAUUCGAGGCAGCUAAAAAUAGCAACGAAGAGGUUGCACGACUGUUGAUUGAGAAAGGUGCUGAUGUCAAUGUAUCUGAUAAAUAUGGAAACACUCCUUUAUUACAUGCAGCUGGAAAUAACAACGAAGAGGCUGCACGACUUUUGAUUGAGAAAGGUGCUGAUGUCAAUGCAUCUGAUGAAAAUGGACAAACUCCUUUAUUCUAUGCAGUUAGAAAUAAGAACGAAGAGGUUGCAGGACUGCUGGUGGAGAAAGAUGCUGAUGUCAAUGCUUGUAAAAAUCAUGGAGAGACAAAACUUCUACAUCUUGCUUUGAAUUACCAAAUGUAUAAAACUGCAAAAAAACUGUUAGAAUUAAACGCCACAGAUAUGGAUGCUGAAGACGAUAAUGGCAGAACGGCCAUAUUUCAUUUGAUAGGGAUAUAUGAAGACGACAUUUUUGAAUACGGAGACUAUAUGUACGGAGAUACUGAUGAUAGACAAGAACUUACUCGCAAAGUGGCUUCUUCUUGCAGUAAUAUUGAUAAAAGGGAUAACCAAGGUCGAACUGCGCUCUCUUAUGCCAUUGAGAGAAUGAAUAAAGAUGAACGAUAUGAAAGUCCGGCACGAAUGAUCAUCGACGCUGGUGCUAAUGUUAACUUAGCAGAUGAUAAAGGACAAACACCCUUGUUUUAUGCAUUGAGGCCUUCCGCCGUACGCUUGUUAUUAGGACAUGGUGGAGAUUUAAAUCUUCGAAACAAUCAGCAGGAAACCGCCUUGAUUCAUAUUUUGUCUGAGAAAGAUUAUUUUCGAGAUAGWUACCSAUAUUUCAACUACUACAAAGGGUCACAUUUAUGCGAGCAGUACGUUAGUGCACUGCUCAAUUACGUAGACGCUACUUAUGUGAAGGCAAGAGACAUGUAUGGCAGAACAGCAAUAUUCUAUGCUGUUAAAGCAUUUGAUGAUAGUAAAAUAUUUGAAGUUAUAGCGACGAAGCUUGUUCGCAAGGGGGCUGUUGUAGACGAUACCGAUAAUAAUGACAUGAGCGUUUUAUCGUAUUUCGUUGAGAGAUAUUGUUACAACAGUUUUAAGGAUAACACAAAUAUUUCAGAAAGACUGUCAUUUUUUAUCAAGAAUGGCAUACGUAAUUCAGCAAUCUUCACCUCAGCAUUGAGCUAUUUGUAUGCUAUUUUACCAAACUACUUUCACAGUACAUUGAAUAAAAGACAGAUAUUUCCGAAUGCUAUAUCUGUUGCAUACACAUACGCCAGUCAUGAAGUGCAAUGUAUCGAUUCCUUAAAUGCACUACUCGACGACGAAAGAAUACCAGAAGCUCUGGACGCCUUGAAGAGGUUAGGUGUCAAUCCCAACAGUGCCAAUUCGUAUGGAAAUACUGCUCUUCAUUAUGCCACUCUGCUUCCAUUCCAUGGCGUAUCACAAGAGAACGUAAAGAAAGUACUGGAGACGCUUAGAAACCAUGGGAUACGAACCAACAUCAGAAAUCAGGAAAAAGAGACGCCUCUACAUUUCUGUCUUUCAGAACAAGCAUGGAAACUAGCAAGCGAGAAAGACACAUGGAGUGGAAUCAUGACAGUGGUGGAGAUUUGUGAGUUUCUUCUNAGCUCACCGCAAUCAAAUAUUGGACUUGAUGAUACAGGA
Messenger RNA from Exaiptasia diaphana, 4821 nucleotides. RefSeq names its product serine/threonine-protein phosphatase 6 regulatory ankyrin repeat subunit A-like. Gene Ontology annotation, cellular component: cytoplasm; nucleus. The record is from RefSeq and is a predicted model, not a curated record. The transcript has 4 exons. Gene Ontology annotation, molecular function: protein binding. Lineage: Eukaryota; Metazoa; Cnidaria; Anthozoa; Actiniaria; Aiptasiidae. The annotation marks the transcript as partial.